Molecule: messenger RNA, 1155 nt
Organism: Trichechus manatus latirostris (Florida manatee)
Lineage: Eukaryota; Metazoa; Chordata; Mammalia; Sirenia; Trichechidae
Product: ribonuclease H1-like
Exons: 6
Coding region: 94-582 (162 amino acids)
Biological process (GO): DNA replication, removal of RNA primer
Molecular function (GO): RNA-DNA hybrid ribonuclease activity; nucleic acid binding
Source: RefSeq, a predicted model, not a curated record
GCUUCCUCAAAUUGGUUGCGCCUGCGCGGGGCCAGAACUGCAGACCGCGGAGACCCGGAAGGUGGCUGAUCGAUCGUGGUGGAAAAGUCCGACAUGAACUCCGGGGAACGACGCAGACAGUUCUCUGGCCGUGGCGGAGAACGCAUCCCAACUGUUUAUGUAGAUGGCAGCUGCAAAAAUAAUGGGAGAGAUGGAGCCAAAGCUGGAUGUGGCGUUUUCUGGGGACCCAACAACCCACUAAAUGUCAGCGAGAGGGUUUCUGGACGACAGACAAACCAAACAGCAGAACUGAGGGCAGCCCACAAAGCAAUUGAACAAGCAAAGAGCCUAAAUAUGGACAAACUCAUCAUUGAAACUGAUAGCAAGUUUGUCAUCCAAGGCGUAACAAAAUGGAUGGAUAACUGGAAACAAAACGGAUGGAAAACAGCCUCUGGAAGAGAUGUUGUCAACAGAAGUGAUUUUGAGAAGAUUGAUCAAGCUUCCCGAGGCAUGGAUAUUCAGUGGAAGUAUGUUCCUGGCCAUCAAGGCAUCAAAGGCAAUGAAGAAGCUGAUAGAUUGGCCACAGAAGGAUCUAGAAAAUAAGACUUCAUUUUCAUCAUAGUUCCAUCUGCUGAUGCCAGCUUCCAAAGUUUUCUUCCCUUUUCCUCAUCUCCAUAUAAAACUGUUACACCGUUUUCUCAUUUUUGUUUCUACCUUUUUCUACCAUUGAUCUGAACAACCUGUUUGUCAAUUAAUAAAGGACUUUCUGCUUGAUGACUGGUUUAUUUCCCGUCUUCAGUGUUUAGAGCCAAAUGUUGAGGUUUGUUGUAGAGAAAACUUAAAUGCUAUUUCAGAGUAAAACAGGUUUAUUAAGGGUUUAAAUAUUAAGGAUUUAUAGAAUGUUUCAAAUUGGAAACUACAUGGCUCAUUGGAAUGACACCAGAAAGCCAUUUCACAAAACAACUACACAAACAUUUUUAUAGGGUCUUGACAAAGAAUAGAGUUCACAGCGAGAGUCAUGCAUGUCACAGCUGGGCAGCAGACUGGUAACGACAUUUUUUUUAUCGUGCUUUAAGUGCAAGUUUACAGUUCAAGUUGGUCUCUCAUACAAAAAUGUAUUGCAUACAUUGUUAUAUGACCCUAGUUGCUCUUAAUGUGACAACACACUCCCUUCCA